GCUAUCGGAUUCGCAACGAUUUAAAAUGACCAGCAUCUGGUUUAACCAGUGCUGGCUGCUGUUGCUGCUGCUCUGCCAUGUGCAGGCACAAAGAAGCACCGGUGGACGCAAUGUUCUGCGUCGCAAUUAUACGGGCAAGAAACCAGUUGUCAUCCAGCACAGAUCACAGGAUGCCGUCAACUACUACGAUCAUGAGAAUGGUGCCAAGAUAAUAAAAUCAUCACACUUUGAACUGGAUUACACUUUGGGCCGCAAGAUAACAUUCUUCUGCAUGGCACAGGGUAAUCCACGUCCAACAAUAACCUGGUUCAAGGAUGGGGCCGAAUUGUAUCAGCAUCGCUUCUUUCAGGUACACGAAACGCAUCCGGAACCAGAAAUAAUUAAAUCAAAAAUGGAAAUCGAUCCAACAACACAAAUGGAUGCAGGCUAUUACGAGUGCCAGGCGGACAAUAUAUAUGCGAUUGAUCGUCGAGGCUUUCGCACGGAUUAUGCCAUGGUUAAUUUUUAAGAGCCUUUCAAUUUUUGUGUCUGCUUUUUUUCUACACUAAUCGCAACUCAACUGAUUUUGCAAAUAAAUGACAAUAAAGUUUGGAAUUUUUUUUCUUCGAAAA
Molecule: messenger RNA, 611 nt
Organism: Drosophila grimshawi
Lineage: Eukaryota; Metazoa; Arthropoda; Insecta; Diptera; Drosophilidae
Product: immunoglobulin domain-containing protein oig-4
Exons: 6
Coding region: 26-508 (160 amino acids)
Source: RefSeq, a predicted model, not a curated record